GGCACACUCAAACCUGUCGCUACUUGUGUAUUAGUCAGAUGAAGUUUGAGUGGUCGGUUGCGUCAGCUACUGCGCAAGAUUAUUUGAAUGACAGAAUCAAUGAAGCUGGUCCAUUUCAAGAUGACUGGACUGAACUUUCAAAUUUCCACUCCAAGAAAUUGUGGCAUCAAUUAACGCUAAAACUUGAAUGUCUGCUGAAAAAUCCUGAAUUCCGGUCGAAAACAAAUUUAAUUCUGCUCAGUAGCAAUUUUCUCGGCGAUUUUAUAUACAAAAUAAAUCCACUCUCUUUAGCUGAAUUAUGCGUUCCGAUUAGUGAGCAGUAUGUAAUUACAGAUCCGCAGCAGGGUAUCAAAUUCCUCGAAGAAGUUCGUGAUGAGUUUUCUGGCAAAUCCAUGGACGCGAAAAUACUAUUUAACACAACUAUUGGAAUGAUUUACUUGACAGCACUUAAUGAUCUGCCGAGUGCUCGUCAAAUAAUUGAGAAUACACAAAGUCAGUUAGAUGAAAUUGAAGGUGUUACUACAGUUCACUCAAGGUUUUAUCAGCUUAGUUCAAGAUAUUAUCAGAUUACUGGACAACAUGCUGAAUUCUAUCAAGAAGCACUUCGUUUUCUCGGUUGUGUGGAUUUAAACAGUCUGAGUGUUGAAGAACAAAGAGGAUGGGCGUUUUCCGUUGGUUUGGCAGCUAUUCUUAGUGAUGGUGUUUACAGCUUUGGCGAACUCCUGACGCAUGAUGUCUUGAAAAGUUUACAAGGUUCUUCACAGGCAUGGCUUAUUGACCUACUGCAAGCUUUCAAUAGAGGUGAUUUAAAUCAGUUGGAUCAGCUACGCAGCCGUUGGUGUGUCCAAGCUGAUCUCGUAGCUGCUGAACCAAAAUUAAAAGACAAAGUCACCUUAUUAUGUCUAGUUGAAAUGGUGUUUCGCCAACCAACUAAUAAACGUACGCUUACAUUUGUAGAAAUCUCAUCUACUACCAGAGUCCCAAUUGACCAAGUAAGUUGUACGAUAACUAGAGGGAAAGCUUGAAUUGACGAUACAGUGUCUUAGUAAAUAAUAUUUGAAUGAGUCAUAUCUUUAAAAUAACUGUUGAGUUUGUAUUAAUAUGGUAUUCAGAUAACAAAGUGAGUAAUCGGUUUAAUAAACUUAGAUUUAUGUCUCAUAUUUAGUCUGGUGAAAAUGAACAGUGAUAUUAAUCAACAUUAUUCAGGAUCCCUUCAAGGUUGAACAUUUCUUGAUGAAAGCACUUUCCUUAAAAUUGAUAAAAGGACGUAUUGAUGAAGUUAAUCAAUGUGUUUCUCUUACUUGGUUACAACCUCGUGUUCUUGACAAGGAACAAAUUGGAAGCAUGUGUGCCCGAUUGAAAGAAUGGUCUUCUACAGUUGAAGGUAUGAAAAACCUUGUCGAAGUGGAUACAAAAUCUAUUUUGGCCUGAAAAGUAUUUCGUAUUUAUUAACCCGGUUUCUUGUACAACCGUUUGUAAUCCACCAGCACAUACUUUUAAUAAAUACACUCGAAAAUAUUCUCUUCUGUCAAUCAACAUAUAUUAACAUAGGUCUAUUAUUGCAAUUGUUAAUAUACAAAUUUUAAAUGG
Molecule: messenger RNA, 1590 nt
Organism: Schistosoma mattheei
Lineage: Eukaryota; Metazoa; Platyhelminthes; Trematoda; Strigeidida; Schistosomatidae
Source: the annotation of a GenBank genome assembly